Messenger RNA from Durotheca rogersii, 1500 nucleotides. RefSeq names its product putative 3-oxoacyl-reductase. NCBI's taxonomy places the organism in Eukaryota, Fungi, Ascomycota, Sordariomycetes, Xylariales, Xylariaceae. Gene Ontology annotation, molecular function: acireductone dioxygenase [iron(II)-requiring] activity. The record is from RefSeq and is a predicted model, not a curated record. Bases 1 to 1500 code for a protein of 499 amino acids. The transcript is spliced from 3 exons.
AUGAGAGCAUAUUGGUACGAUAACGCUCCUGGAGACCAGCGGCUGCCUCAUGAUUCGGGACGGGAGGUAGCGGCCAGAGAUCUGGAGCGACUCGGAGUGCUGUACUUCCGGUAUGCGCAGGUCGAGGACGUUGAUGCGCUAGCGCAGGCGCGGGGCUAUAAGAACCGGGAUGAGAUCACGGUCUCGCCGGAGAAGAUGGGCGUUGCGUACGAGGAUAAGGUGCGCAUGUUCUUCCACGAGCACCUGCACGAGGACGAGGAGAUCCGGUACAUCCGCGACGGCCAGGGCUACUUCGACGUUCGCGGCAAGGAGGACGAAUGGGUCCGCAUCCAGCUCGAGAAGGACGACCUCAUCAUCCUGCCCCCCGGCAUCUACCACCGCUUCACUACUGACCAGGGCAACGUCUUUGGCGGCACCGGUCACAUGGGCCGUUCGCUGGUCAAGUGCGCGCUGGCGCGGGGGGACCUGGUGACAGACGUGGGGCGGACGUUUGAAAGCACGCCAGAGGAGAUGGCAAACCAGCACCAGCACGAGAACUGCCUCGGCCUGUUGUGCGACGUACGGGCGCGGGCGAGCGUUGCGCGGGUCAUCGAGCGGACCCUAGAGCGAUUCGGGCGCGUCGACGUCGUGGCUAAUUGCUCGGGGUACGGCGUGAUUGGUGCGUGCGAGGACCAGGACGAACACGAGAUCCGCAACCAGUUCGAGACCAACUUCAUGGGCACGCUGCACAUCAUCCAGGCGAGCCUGCCCUACUUUCGCCAACAAAACGCAGGGAGAUACCUCAUCUUUAGUUCGACGAGCGGCGCGCUUGGCGUGCCUGGACUCGGCCCCUACUGCGCGACCAAGUACGCGGUCGAGGGCCUCAUCGAGGCUAUGCUCUACGAGAUCGACGCGUUCAACAUCCGCGCAACGCUCGUCGAGCCAGGGCUCGUGCGCCGCGACGAACCCGACGCCCAGGAGAACCCGCUGCCGACCUGGGGUCACUUCCUCAUCAAGCCGGCGAGCGAGGCGUACGGGCACGCGACCUCGCCGGCGCUGCACGCGAAGCGCAUGGUUCAGUGGCUCGGCGACCGCCAGCCCACGAGCGCCGUCAAGUGUGCCGAGCUCGUCUGGCAGCUCGCCCACUGCUCGUACCCACCCCUGCGCCUCGUGCUUGGCAGUUACGCCAUCGAGAGCAUCCGCGACCGCCUGCGCUCCGUCACCGAGGAACUUGAGGACUGGAAGCAUCUCAACUACCCGGCCGCCCCGGAGGCCGAGGUCGGAGGCACCGCUGGCCCUAAUAGCACAGCCGGAGCCGGAGCCGGAACUGGGAUUGGAGCUACUACGUGUACUGGUUCCGUGUCCUCCUCAGCGACAGGCACAGCUACCGCUACAGAGCCCGCUGAAGGAGUGGGGUCGACGACGACUAUGGUAGACGCCGAUGCGGGAAGCAAGGCGGAGAAGGAUGAAAAGGAUGACGACGCGGGCGAAUCGAAUGAAGAAGAGAUGGACCAGACUUAG